Molecule: messenger RNA, 1947 nt
Organism: Colletotrichum scovillei
Lineage: Eukaryota; Fungi; Ascomycota; Sordariomycetes; Glomerellales; Glomerellaceae
Exons: 3
Coding region: 1-1947 (648 amino acids)
Source: RefSeq, a predicted model, not a curated record
AUGUCAUCCAUUGCUAGCCAGUCUUCCGAGAUCAUAGAGACCAUCACUCGCACUAUCAGGGCCAUCCAGGGUCUCCCAGACACUCAGCGCAACUUAACGAACGAGCUUGUAAAGUUGCGAAGGCUGUCCAACUUUUGCCUCAACUACGCCCAGGACACCGAAAAGGCCUUUGAUAAAUGGCUUCUAGCUGUUUCUGAGUUCCACCAGGCCUCUGUUCAGGAACACGGGAAGACUGAGAAGCAGUCUCAAACGAAUCUAAGCGCUAUGUUACGGGCCGAGAUUGAGGCAAGUUACACAAACAAGGAACUCGAGAGGGCCGACAAGGCUUCUGAAGAGAUGAAGGAGUCGCUCCAGAAGCAGGAGAAGGCGUUUCAAACCGCCAACGACGCUGUACCAUCUGCUUGGGAGACCUGCGCUAUCGGUGCUCUGACCUCUAUUACUUCGGCAGGACCCGUGCUUAUUGCCCAGGCACUGCCUGCCAUCAUCAGUGCCGCAAAUCCCAUGACUGGAGUCAAUGGACUUGUAAAUGGGCCGACUCAAAUUGGUCGCCAGGGUGCGCUCAACGCUGCGGGUGCACCGCCCAUUGCCCGGGCUCUUCUCGGUGGCCAUCAAGGCGUUCAGCCUGGGGGCGCAACCCUCCAGUUCAACGACGCAACUCCUGAGACCGACCCUGCCUAUGUCGCAGCUCCUCUACUUGCCCCCUUCAUCACCACGCUCUUAACUUAUCUUACUGCUGGCGAGGGCAAUACCCCCGACUGGUCAAAGUUCAAGGAUCAGGCGUCUAGGAACGGAGCCGGUACCGAGGGCCUGACAUGGCUCCUCACCAACCUCGAGAUGCAACAGAAGUCUGCAAAGCUGGGUACGGGUCAACCUAGCGUUGAGCUGACCGCUGUCUUUGACUCCAGUAUUGCUAUCGUCGAGGAUAUCAAGAAGGAGGUCGCCAAUCAGCAAAGUUUUACUUCCGCCAAGACUGACCCGGCCUCCAUUAAGAAGUGGCAAGAUGCCAUCACCAAGGCGAAGCUUGCCGUCACAAAGCUUGAAGCUACAGCAAAGUCGUUCCCUGGAUCCUCCUCGAAUGCACCAAAGUUGAAUAAUAUCUCCGUGGACAAGAAGGACAACAGUGCCGUCACUGCCGCCCUUAGCAUGACCACCGAGAAACUUGCCCUUAAUCAAAGGGCCCUCGAGACUGCCCAGACCAACUAUACUAAUGCUGUAGCAGCUGCCGCGGAAGUUCAGAAGAGGCUGACUGGGAUUCGGACUAAACUUAAGGGCAUCGAGAUUACUGGAAAAGCCCUUGAGCGCGUCAAAGAGAUCUUGAUUGAAUGCAUCGCCAUUCUGGUUGAGCUUAAGGUGCAGAUCAGCAAGCUGACUACCUUCUUUAACGCUCUUUCUACCAUGGUCAAGGUCAUCAUUGAUACCAAGGUGAAGAACUUUGACACUGACGCCACCGCUAUCGGUGAGGAGGCGUCUCAGAAGGGCAUGCUGAAGCUUAAUGAUCUCGACAUCGAGACCAUCUACAUGUCGACUCUGCAGAUCAAAGCAUACUUUGAUCUUCUACAGAUGACCUGCCAGAUGUAUACCAAUGUGCACGCCAAAUACAUCAACCCGGGCCUUGACCUUCUUACGAAACUAAGCAAGGUCGCAAAAACCGCUGAAGAGAUCGCUCUUAAGCGCGACGAGCUCAAUAACUUCACAGAUGCUGCUCAUAAGGCUAUAAAUGAACUUGUUGCUCAGAAGCAGCAGGAAAUCUCCAACGGCCUUCAGUCCCGCAUUGAUGUAAUCGCAGAGCAAACAGACAUUUUGCACAAGGUCGGCGUUCCCAUGCCUGCGGCUGGCAUCAUUCAGGCUAUGAGGACUGGCGGUGAGGUGAUCAAGGAUGCGGUCAAGGACAAUCUGCCCAGCGGUAUGCGUGUGCAGCAGAACUUAGAUGCUGCGUCUGACUUUUGA